Molecule: messenger RNA, 2199 nt
Organism: Heteronotia binoei (common prickly gecko)
Lineage: Eukaryota; Metazoa; Chordata; Lepidosauria; Squamata; Gekkonidae
Gene: NRG1
Product: neuregulin 1
Exons: 9
Coding region: 16-2094 (692 amino acids)
Biological process (GO): intracellular signal transduction; cell differentiation; nervous system development
Molecular function (GO): protein tyrosine kinase activator activity; chemorepellent activity
Source: RefSeq, a predicted model, not a curated record
UAUAUAUGAUUAAAUAUGUCUGAAGCCACUCUGGAGGCUUUUCCCAACCCCUCGAUGCAGCUGAGCCCCACUGCAUCACUUGAAGGACUCCCUGCGGAGGAGGAUGUGCCAGAGACUCAAAGAGAGGAGACAAGGGUGCAAGGAAUAGCAGGCCUGGCUGCUACUUGCUGUGUCUGCCUGGAAACAGAACAACUGAAAGGCUGUCUGAACUCUGAAAAAAUCUGCAUUGUUCCCAUUUUGGCUUGCCUAAUCAGCCUGUGCCUCUGCAUUGCCGGCCUCAAGUGGGUCUUUGUGGACAAGAUUUUUGAGUAUGACUCUCCUACCCACCUCGGCCCCGACAGGAUCGGACAAGAUCCCAUCACUCCCGUGGAUCCGACUGCCCUCUCUGCCUGGGUGCCGUCCGUGGUGCAUACUUCAUACUUUCCUUUGCCUACCAGUGAAGUUGAAGUUGAGGUCACAGGGCAGGUGGAUGGCUCCCUCGUUCCCUCUGAGGCUGCUCCUUGGUCAUCACCACAUAACAGUGUGUUAGGUUCUAAUUUCUUACCCUCCUUGGCACCCUCCUUACCUCCACUCAGCCUGGAACCGGAGGUGAAAAGAGCCACAACAGCUUCUCUGGCAGAAGAAACAGAAACUAAUAUCCAAACAGCUUCACCAAAAGUUGCUACAUCUACGUCUACUACUGGGACCAGUCAUCUCACAAAAUGUGAUGUGAAUAAGAAAGGCUUCUGUGUGAAUGGUGGAGAAUGCUUCAUGGUCAAAGACCUCCCAAACCCACCAAGAUAUUUAUGCAGGUGCCCAAAUGAAUUUACUGGUGAUCGCUGUCAAAACUACGUAAUGGCCAGCUUCUACAAGCAUCUUGGGAUUGAAUUUAUGGAAGCUGAGGAACUCUACCAGAAAAGGGUGUUGACCAUAACUGGCAUCUGCAUUGCUCUCCUUGUGGUUGGCAUCAUGUGUGUGGUGGCCUACUGCAAAACCAAGAAGCAGCGGAAAAAGUUGCACGACCGCCUUCGACAGGGCCUUCGGUCAGAAAGGAAUCAUCGGGUCAAUAUGGCAAACGGGCCUCACCAUCCUCACCCACCACCAGAAAACGUUCAGCUGGUCAAUCAAUAUGUAUCUAAAAACGUAAUAUCCAGUGAGCAUGCUGUCGAGAGGGAAACAGAGACAUCAUUUUCUACCAGCCACUAUACUUCAACGACUCACCACUCUACAACGGUCACUCAGACACCCAGCCACAGUUGGAGCAAUGGCAGGACCGACAGCAUCAUCUCCGAAAGCCACUCAGUGCUUGUGAGUUCCUCGGUGGAGAACAGCCGACAUACAAGCCCGACAGGCCCCCGAGGGCGUCUCAAUGGCUUCGGAGGGCCGCGAGAAUGCAACAGUUUCCUCAGGCAUGCACGAGAGACGCCCGAUUCCUAUCGUGAUUCACCUCACAGUGAAAGGUAUGUAUCUGCUAUGACCACACCAGCUCGCAUGUCACCUGUAGAUUUCCACACUCCGAAUUCUCCAAAGUCACCUGCUUCAGAAAUGUCUCCACAGGUCUCCAGCUUAACAAUGUCUGUCCCUUCUGUGGCAGUCAGUCCGUUUAUAGAAGAGGAGAGGCCUCUCCUUCUUGUGACACCGCCCCGGUUGCGUGAAAAAUACGAGCAUCACAUACAACUGUUCAACUCCUCUUACCACCACAAUCCUGCACAUGAAACCAACAGUCUCCCACCAAGUCCUCUGAGGAUAGUGGAGGAUGAGGAAUAUGAAACCACGCAGGAAUAUGAACCCGCACAGGAGCCCCAAAAGAAACUAGUCAACAGUCGGAGGGCAAAAAGAACAAAGCCCAAUGGCCACAUUUCCAACAGAUUGGAAAUGGACACUGACACAAGCUGUGAGAACAGUAGCUCAGAGAGUGAAGCAGAAGAUGAAAGGAUAGGAGAAGACACGCCUUUUCUGAGUGUACUGAACCCCACAGCAGCCGACCUAGAAUCAGCUACUGCAUACCGGCUGGCUGACACCAGGACUAACCAAACCAGCCGGUUCUCCACACAAGAAGAGUUGCAAGCAAGAUUAUCCAGUGUAAUAGCUAACCAAGACCCCAUCGCUGUAUAAAAAAAAAACAUUUUAAACAAAAAACCCACAUAGAUUCACAUGUAAAACUUUAUUUUAUAUAAUGAAGUACUCCACCUUUAAAUUAAAACAAUUUAUUUUAUUUUA